Molecule: messenger RNA, 4792 nt
Organism: Acinonyx jubatus (cheetah)
Lineage: Eukaryota; Metazoa; Chordata; Mammalia; Carnivora; Felidae
Gene: MIS18BP1
Product: MIS18 binding protein 1
Exons: 15
Coding region: 507-3770 (1087 amino acids)
Source: RefSeq, a predicted model, not a curated record
GCGGAACGCGCUGGUGGCGCGCGCCCUCUGUAAACGAAAAGAAUUCUGCGGAAGACUAUAGCGGUGCUCUCGAUUCUCGUGGCAGCUUGGGGUUACCCACCUGUUGUGGAAACAGCACUGCGCACGCGGUGCGGGCCGCCUCCCCUCCCCCCCGCCAGUUUUCUUGAGUCGCACGGUGACGCCAUUACGGAGCGCGCCAAUCAGGGCUGGCUGGAGGGCGGGCUCUUCAAAUUUGAAUUCCGAAACUUGUGUCAGGGAGCCUCGCUGAGGAAGUGAGGGUCACCUGUGGCCGGACUACGGGGGGCUGGAGCCGACUUGGGCCAGAGGGCGAGCCCUGGGGCGCCCGGCCCACCCCCACGCGAAGCCAAGCCCGGACUGCCGCCUUCUAGCUCUAUCAGGCCCUUCACCCAAGGUUCCUCUGGGCCCCUGCUGAAAGUCUCCUAUCCUGAAAAUUGUGGUUAAGUGCAUUAUCUGUUAGAGAAAACUUGUUGCUACUGUUUAUCAAGAUGAUUGCAACACCUUUGAAACAUCCAGGAAUUCAUUUGUCUUCAGACACAUCUUCCCAAAGAAGAAAUAUGCCUAUGCAUGCAGUCUUUUUUGACAGCAUUCCUGCAGGCACACUUACUCCUGUAAAAGAUUUGGCAAAAUAUCAGAACCCCUCUUUAAAAUUGAAUGACCAUGAAAAAACUCAUUUCCUAGAAAUGACAAAUUUUAAUAAUAAAAAAAUAUUUCAUUCUACCAUGCUAGCAGAGACUACCUCCUCUAACAGCUCUCUUGAUAUCAGUGUUAUAAAGCCCAACAAGGAUAGAUUAAAAAAUAAAGCAAACUAUGAAUCACCAGGAAAAAUAUUUCAAAGAAUGAAAGAAAAAGUACUGCGUGACAAGCAAGAACAAGCGUCAGGCAACAGUAGUUUGUUGGAACCACUGAAAAGUGAAAAGAAAAUUUUCACUCCCAAAGGAGAUGAGAAAAGAGUAUUGCAGAAUACCUGCGUCUGUGAAGAAAAGGAAAACAACAAAUCACUCCAAUCAGAUAACAUUUCACCAAGAGUGCAAGAAGUUCCUCUAGAAUCAUCAAAUAGUACUUUCGUUCCGAUAAAGCAAAAGAUUCAAUGUCAGCAGGAAAAGAAAGCACCUCUGCAUAAUUUAACUUAUGAGAUUCCAUUUCUGAACCAAGAACAUGAAAAUGUUUCAGCUGCAGGAUUCUCAAACAAGACAUUACCUAGAACUCAGUUGGAUAAACAAAUUCUUCACUCAAAGGAGAAUACAUUUGUAACCACUAAGUCUAAAAAGGACACCUUUGUUUUAGAAGGUGUUGAUUCUAUCAUUGAAAAAUCCCAAAAUACCACUGUUGAGACUCUAAAUACUAACUGUGUUCCUGUUAAAAAUGAUGAUCAGUUAAUGGUUUCUGAUAGUAAAGUGGCAACAAAAAGGACUUCACAACAGGAAAUUAAGGAAGGAAAUGAGAACUCAGUGCCCAGAGAGACCGAUCUUCUGGGUUCCAUGAAUGAUACAUGUAAAAUCGUGCUUGCAACUCCAAGAUUUCAUAUAACAAUACCUCAGAAAUCAAAAAGAAAUGCUUCAAAUCGUUCUCUUCCAAGUACACCUCAAACUCUUUCAAAUGAAGUUAAAGAAAUUAAGGUGGUCCAACUACAGGAAUGGAUGAUUAAAGUCAUCAAUAAUAAUACUGCUAUAUGUGUAGAAGGAAAAUUGACAGACAUCACUAACAUAUAUUGGCACAGUAAUGUAAUUAUAGAACGGAUUAAGCACAACAAACUUAAGACUUUAUCAGGCAACAUUUAUAUAUUAAAAGGGAUGAUAGACCGGAUUUCCAUGAAAGAAGCAGGAUAUCCAAAUUAUCUCAUAAGGAAGUUUAUGUUUGGCUUUCCAGAAAAGUGGAAAGAGCAUAUUGAUAAUUUUCUAGAACAAUUAAGGGCUUGUGAAAAGAAAGAGAGAAAGGCCAGACAAAAACAGAAAACUGGAAAAUUUAUCCCUGACGUACAAAAAUCAGCGAAAAAUAAUGCAAGAGAAAACCAAACAGAUGUUCUGCAAAGAGCCAGCACCACUUAUGACAUUGAUUGUUGUCAUUUGGAACUGAAAAAUGGUAAGCGCAGGAGGUUGCCAGCAGCCCCAGAAUUAAACGUGUGCCAUGAUAAUUGCCAAAAUAAACCACGAUUAAGGUUCUCAGAUGACCAAAUGCAUAAUACUUGUCAAAAUGGAGGAGAAAAUGACUUAACUAAUCAGGAAAUAAUUGGAAAGAAAGCAUACAAAAAGUUGUCUUCAAAGAAACUUGAAAAUUGUGAAAGAACAAAUGAAAGGAUAAUUAAAAGUCAGAAGCAAGAGAGAACUGAAGAAUCGAAUGUAUCCAUUGACAUUCUGACCUUAAGGCAACCGUUUUUCUUGGACGAAGAAAGAAAAUGUAUGGCUCUUAAUCCGAAGAAAGCUUAUAUUUUAAUGACACCACUUAAAUCUAAAAAAGUGAUAGAACAAAAAUGCAUGAAGUAUAAUCUCUCUUAUAGCACCAUUAAAGCAGUUACAGAUUUUGCAGUGCCAAAGCAUCAAAAAGAAAGUAAAUCAGACUUAAAUGAAACUAGCAGUUUGAUCAGUAAGCCCACAAAAACCUUCAAAAAUGCAUUUGAGUUUAGUGAGGGCCAUGAAAGUAAAAACAAGGAAGACUGCAGUGCAUGUGAUUUACUCACUGUCAACCAGAAAAUCAAAAUAUCUAGUCCUAAAAAAGAACAAAUGGUCACCUCUGACUUUAAGAAAAAUGCAAGGUUGUUACCAAAAUCGAAGAAAAUAAAAAAUGUGUCUAUGUCAUUUUACAAGCAGCAGUCCUCAUCAGAUUUGUCUAGUGAAGAGAGUGAAACAGAAAAGGGAAUUAGAAGGAAAGCUGCAGUUGCUAAGAAAAAUACAGCAAGAAAUACUGAAGAAACAGUGGUUCACCUGAGGAAAAGCACAAGAAACACCACAAGGAAAAUCCCAGUGAUUUCUGAAUCUGAAACUGAAGAAAGUGAAAGUGAAUUUUAUAUCAAACAAAAGAAAGCUAGAUGUUCUGCUAAAGAAAAUCUUCAGAAGUCUGGUAUUAGGAAUGAGUUUCCAGUUAUUGAGGCGAUCAGAUCUGAUGAGACAAACAGGCAUCCCUUUGAAUGUUUUCCUGGUUUAAUUCAGGAUGAGGAAUGGAAUGAGAAGGAAUUACAGAAACUUCAUUGUGCUUUUGCAUCUUUUCCAAAGCACAAACCUGGUUUCUGGUCAGAUGUAGCAAUGGCUGUAGGUUCUCGAUCUGCUGAAGAAUGCCAGAGGAAAUACAUGGAAGACCCCAGAGGAAAAGAAUCCCAGAAACCUGUCACUAAGAAAAAACCAGUUAAUCCCAAAGGCCAAAAUGGCAAAAUAGGUGAUGCUGAUAAGAAGCAAAUGAUUAAGGUAACUGCCAAAGUGGGAACUCUUAAAAGGAAGCAGCAAAUGAGGAAUUUUCUGGAACAGUUGCCAAAAGAUGAUCAUGAUGAUUUUUUCAGUACAACACCUUUGCAGAACCAGAGAGUAGUGUUGCCAAGUCUCCAGGACAGUGCAGAAGAGGAUGAUAUUCUGCCCAGUAUGGACAAAAAUCCAACAACUCCAUCAUCAGUUGUCUUUCCAUUGGCAAAAACUCCUCAGUGUCAGCAUGUCAGUCCUGGCAUGCUAGCCUCUAUAAAUAGUGCCCCUGGGUCAACACUGAAGCAUGUUGCUACAGCACAAUGGCCUGAAACACCCGAAUACUACAGAGAAAUAGAAGGUUAGGUCUGGGUCUCACUCCAAGAUGACAAUCAAGGAAAGGAAUCAGUUAUAUACAGGUAAGGGAUUCCUGUUACUAAACCUUUAAUUAACCCCUAUUUAACUACUAUAACUAUAAACUCUUAUUAAACUAUAAGCCCCUAGAACUAUAAACUCUUAAAAACUAAAAGUGGUUUUAGGGAUGGAUUAUUUCAGCAAUAAUAAGACAAGGAGAAGCAGGAAACUGGAAUACUUAGCCAUUCUAAAAAGAGAAAUUUAAACGAAGGAAAUCAGGUAGUGUCCCUAACUCUUCUCCUCAAUAAAGACAGUUACAUAUCUGAAGCCUUCAGUGGGGAAAAGAAAAGUUAAUCUGUGGGGAAUUAGUUCUGAGCAUGUAAUUUCUGUUAAUUUUAUCUUGUAGGAAGCCUAUUUUCCUAUCUCCUUUUCAUAAAACUAGCAAGUUUCCUUACAGAGUUUUACUAAGAAAACUGAUCACACUCAAAAAAUUAAAACCUAAAGGCGCACCUGAGUGGCUCAGUUGGUUAAGCCUCUGACUCUUCAUGUCCGCUCAGAUCAUGAUCUCACAGUUUGUGGGUUCAAGCCUCACAUAGGGCACUACACUGACAGUGGGCACUAUGAUGACAGUGUGAAGCCUCCUUGGGAUUCUGUCUCCCUCUCCCCCACCCUCUUUCUCUCAAAAAUAAAUAAACAUUAAAAAAAUUAAAACCUACGCAUCCUUAUACAAAUUAUCAAUAUAAUUUAGCAUGCUAUUUUCUUGUUUGAAGAAUUUCACCACUUACUAAUUUUUGUUUGACCUAGUUAUUUAAUACAAAACACAAAAGAAAGCAAAACAACAGGGGCUCCUGGCUGGUUCAGUCAGAAGAGCAUGUGACUCUGGACCUUGGGGUUGUGAGUUCAAGCCCCACAUUGGAUGCAGAGAUUACUUUAAACAAAUAAAUAAAUACACUUAAAAAGGCAAAACGACAAAAAAAAACCCUUUCAGUAAACAUAAGGCUUUUUCUCUAAUUUGAUUCAUACCUUCAAAUGAA